AAUGAAAACAUUCUCGGCACUCAGAUCGCCCAGUCUGCACUGGUGACUUUCAAGGCAGAGACCGUCUUUGUCCUCUUUAGUUUUGAUGAGAUAAACCAAAUUGACAUUUUUUUAAACUCAGACUUUGAAGCCCCUCCAAAAAGCAUGUUACUAAGUAGAAGCUUGUUUGUUUUGUUCCCCGGUAACCACGUAGCACUGUUCCCGCCUGAAAGUAAGCGGUCAGUAGUUGUCUCCUGACAAUAAAUUGGAACAAUUCUUUAGGGAUGACUCCGAGCUCCGCCCUCGCUAGGUGCGUGCGAAAUUGAAGACUCGGUCAACAAAACUGUUUCCCUUCACAAAUGCUGGUUUCCUACAGCGAAAGACUUCACACUUCCAACCUUUCUUCUCUCCGCUACCACAAAAUCGGAGCACGUCGGGUGGUUUACACUAGCCUUUAGAUCCCUCAAAGCUUUCGCGCGCUUCAAAAUGACCCCUCCGAGGACCUAUAGCGGUGAUGUCAUCUAUACGCGACAAACAGGAAAUAAACUACGGGCUUGCUGUGGCGCUCAGGCGGCUGAGAGCGCUGCGAUCUCCUCCCCGCUCCAGUCUUGGCUGCGAUGGACAGUGCCCGAGAGUCGCCCACGGACAAAGGUGGAGAGACAGCGGAGUCAGAUGAGACGACCUCCGCUCCCGUGAUCCCGGGGACUGCAGACACUGACGCAAUCCCGGAGGAAACUGAUGGAGACGGAGAUGCGGACUUGAAAGAAGCCGUAGCGGAGGAAGGCGAGCUCAAGAGUCAAGAUGUCUCAGAUUUAACACCAGGUGAAAGGGAAGACUCAUCAUUACUUGCUCCUGCAGCCAAAAAACUGAAAAUAGAGACCAAAGAAAAGAAAGAGAAAAAGCAGAAAGUGGAUGAAGAUGAGAUUCAGAAGAUGCAAAUCCUGGUCUCUUCUUUCUCGGAGGAGCAGCUGAACCGCUAUGAAAUGUACCGCCGGUCCGCUUUCCCUAAGGCAGCCAUUAAAAGGCUGAUCCAGUCCAUCACUGGCACCUCUGUGUCUCAGAAUGUCGUCAUUGCCAUGUCCGGUAUUUCCAAGGUUUUCGUUGGGGAGGUGGUAGAAGAAGCACUGGAUGUGUGUGAGAAGUGGGGAGAGACGCCACCGCUGCAACCCAAACACAUGAGGGAGGCUGUCCGGAGGCUGAAGUCAAAGGGUCAAAUCCCCAACUCGAAGCACAAAAAAAUCACCUUCUUCUAGACCGAAGCCCCAAAAGGCCUGUUACUGACAGGAGGAAUUCUGGCUCUCCUUCCCUGCUCCCUGAGACUUUCUGCACUGGUUGCCUCGGCAUCGCAGUCCUCCAGAGAUUCCAUGACGGUUUUAAUGCCACACCUAGAAGGCAUGCAGCCUGCUUCACAGUUGCCUUGACUGAAUUUUGGAACCGCAUAGGCCAUUUUGAGAUGCCCGGCUGUCUCUGGCUAGCUGGAAGAAGAAAGGGGCAGGGACCUGCAGCAUCUUUCGGGCAGGGGAGCUCUUCAGGGAGAAAAUCUUCCGAGAGAACUUUCACACAGCAGCCUAAAGCACCAAGACUAAGUUGUUUCUUGCAUCCGGUUUGAAGUGGAUGAAACCACCAGAAACUUUUGACCUGUGCUACGCCACCAUGAAGGCUGCGGCACUAACAGCAGCAGAGAUAAUUUGUGCUUGCUAACGUUUAAGAUUCUCCUGUGGAUUUUGGUGACCGAUCAUGAGACUUUUCCAGCUUGUAAUCAUUUUGUGUCUAGCUGGUUGGAAUGGGGAGAAUUUGAUCAUUCUUUUUUGGUGUCCAAAUAAAACUAGCCUUGGCUUUUUUGUAGAA
Messenger RNA from Chinchilla lanigera (long-tailed chinchilla), 1827 nucleotides. RefSeq names its product TAF11 RNA polymerase II, TATA box binding protein (TBP)-associated factor, 28kDa (gene Taf11). The transcript is spliced from 5 exons. Gene Ontology annotation, biological process: RNA polymerase II preinitiation complex assembly; transcription initiation at RNA polymerase II promoter. The coding region runs from base 597 to 1232 and encodes 211 amino acids. Gene Ontology annotation, molecular function: protein heterodimerization activity; transcription coactivator activity. The record is from RefSeq and is a predicted model, not a curated record. Gene Ontology annotation, cellular component: nucleus; transcription factor TFIID complex. NCBI's taxonomy places the organism in Eukaryota, Metazoa, Chordata, Mammalia, Rodentia, Chinchillidae.